This is a messenger RNA of Nyctereutes procyonoides (raccoon dog), 3536 nucleotides long. It is a transcript of the gene GAS2L2, whose product is annotated as growth arrest specific 2 like 2. Gene Ontology annotation, molecular function: actin filament binding; microtubule binding; cytoskeletal adaptor activity. The record is from RefSeq and is a predicted model, not a curated record. Gene Ontology annotation, biological process: regulation of microtubule polymerization or depolymerization; protein localization to microtubule plus-end; microtubule bundle formation. NCBI's taxonomy places the organism in Eukaryota, Metazoa, Chordata, Mammalia, Carnivora, Canidae. The transcript has 6 exons. Gene Ontology annotation, cellular component: actin filament; stress fiber; microtubule plus-end. Bases 241 to 2937 code for a protein of 898 amino acids.
UGUCCAUCUGUCCUGGGAGGUGGAGAACUCUGGGCAAACUGGGCAGCCCGAGAGUGAGGUCACUGCAGGGCCACCAAGUAGGGAAAGUUCUGGCAGGCACUGAGGAAUGUGGGGGUGGCGGGGCCAGGCUGAAGCCAGCUGCAAGUAGCAGAGCCGGAAGUCCUGGGUGCUGGGAGAGGGGAAGGGGAACCUCUGAGUCAGGGAGAACCAGCCGAGGCCCAGCAGGUAGCCAGAGUGAAGAUGCAGCACCAGGGGACAGGAGGCACCCACCCCCUCCCCGCUGAGGAUCCAACCAUGCCCCAGCCUGGGGGAUGUAGGAGGAGGCCUGGGACCCUGGGGCCACCGGUGCGCAGCAUCCGGCCCUUUAAGUCCAGCGAGCAGUACCUGGAAGCCAUGAAGGAGGACCUGGCUGAGUGGCUUCGGGAUCUCUACGGGCUGGACAUCGACGCGGCCAACUUCCUGCAGGUCCUGGAGACAGGCCUGGUGCUGUGCCGGCAUGCCAAUGCCAUCACUGAGGCUGCCCUGGCCUUCCUGACUGAGGCACCUGCUCGAGCCCAGAGGAUUCCCCUGCCUCGGGCUGGGGUUUCCUGCAAUGGGGCCGCCCAGCCGGGCACCUUCCAGGCCCGGGACAACGUCUCCAACUUCAUCCAGUGGUGUCGAAAGGAGAUGGGCAUCCAAGAGGUGGUGAUGUUCGAGACCGAGGACCUGGUGCGACGCAAGAACGUGAAGAACGUGGUGCUGUGCUUGCUGGAGCUGGGCCGCCGAGCCUGGCGCUUCGGCGUGGCGGCGCCCACCCUGGUGCGGCUGGAGGAGGAGAUCGACGAGGAGCUGCGACAGGAGCUGGCCCUGCCCCCGCCGGACCCCCCGCCGCCCGAGCCCCCAGCGCGGCGGCCCUGUCACUUCCGCCACCUGGACCAGCUGGUUCAGAGCCUCGUGAGUCACUGCACGUGCCCAGUUCAGUUCUCCAUGAUCAAAGUGUCUGAGGGGAAGUACCGUGUGGGGGACUCCAACACCCUCAUCUUCAUCCGGAUCCUCAGGACCCACGUGAUGGUGCGUGUGGGAGGAGGCUGGGACACACUCAGCCAUUAUCUGGACAAACAUGACCCCUGCCGGUGCACGUCCCUCUCACACAAGACGGGUAGUUUCCAGAAGCCUCCUGCCCCACUGGUGCAGCACGAAGUGAGGGUGCAGGAUGGGCCCUCGCAGCCCCAACCUUGGAUGACUAUCAGCCGUUCCCAGAGCCCGCUGCCCCCUGUGGACUGGAAGACAUACACCUCUUCAGGCCGGAAGCUGAGGCCCCCCACCUCCUCCUCCCCUAGAGCGCACAGUGAACGGGGAGGAGCAGAUGCAGGAGUCCCCAGACACACAGCACCAUUCCUGAGGUGCCAGGAGAAGCCACCCACCCCAUCUUGGAGGCAGCUUCCAGCUGGGGACAGCCCACCCAGCCCCCAAUCUUCAUCCCCCCGUGGGGGCCGAGACCCACAGUGCACCUCCUCAGGGAAGAGGGAGGAGAGAUACUCGUCUGAACAUCCUAGAGGAAGGACUCCCACAUCUUGGAUUCACGAGGAAACAGACAGCCAGGGAAGUUACACCAGGGCCUACACCCCCCAGAGAUUCCAAGCCCCCAAAGCCACUGCCAAAAGGACACCAGCAAGAGGACUAUCUCCACUGCCUCGUUCCUCCAGCCCAGCUAGGACCAUGGGCCUCAGGCCACCAACCAGGGGUGAGGCUGAGGGUGCUUCUUCCCAGCCCAGGAAGCCAGCAGCUGUCCGAUCUCUGUCCCCUGUUAAAGGGUCCACCAAGAUCCCUGUCAGGCCACCCCCUGCCUGCCCCCCCACUCCAGGAAGCAGCUUUCCAGGUAUUGCAAGUGGAGGUCCUAUGACAGAAUUGGGGAGUGGCCCCAUUCCAAGGGCUGUCACUGGGGACCUGGCUGGGUGUAGACAAGGGGACUUCUCUGUGGAUGCAAGACAAGGGGACCAGAAGCUGGACACCCAGGUGACAGCAAAAGCUGGGGAGCCCGGGGGCCUGGGCCCACAGGAGUGGGAGAGGCGAUAUCCUCCCCUUCCCCUGGGUGGAACCAAGGAUCAAGCUAUCUACCAUAGUCCCGAGGAGGAGCUUUUGACCAACAUGAAGCUGCUAGAGGUGGCGGGUGCCUGCCCCGAGGGCACAGGGUCUGGAGUGGAGUCUCCAGAAGUCAUCCCUCGAAGUGGAGUCUAUGUCCCCAGCCUAGGUGGGCGGUGGCCUGAGCCUGGGGGUCCUUAUGACAAAGUCAUCCAAGAACUGGCUCAGGGACCCCCGCCCCUCCUUAAAGUGGACGUGGGAGCCUGGAAGGUAGCCUCUACGGGCUCCCCUAAACUAGCUGCCACAACAGACUCAGGAAGCCCAAAAGGGAAAGUGGGAGCCAGAGAGCUCAGUGGGGUAAAGGUAAAGGUGAACCUGAGUGCCAAGGAGACCAGGAUGAAGAAGGUACCAGGUCAAGGAAGACAGGACUGCUUAGCCCCUACUGUGUCUGCUAGCCUGGAAGCCCCCACACCUUCACCCUCAGACCCCAAUUCUGACAAAACCCAGGCAUGUCCAGGCAAGGGCAAGAGAACACUCCGGAAGCCCCAGAGAGUUCCAUCCAUCUACAAGCUGAAGCUGAGGCCCAGAAUCCGGCCCCGGAGAGACCACAGGCCUGGGAAACAGCCUUCACGCAUCCCCAAGCCACUGGCCUACUUCCCCCUGGGUGCCAGGGCACCCCCCAGUGGCAGGCUGGUGAGAGCAGCAUUGGGCAAGGCAGCCCCGGUGGCUGGAACCUCAGCAGGGGAAGAGGAGGAAGGAAAGAAGAGGAAAGAACCGGCUGCCCCACUGAAGAGCAGUCCCCAGCCUUUGGAGAAUGCUGGUCUCCAGCAGUGGGAUCAAGCUCAACUCCCACCAGAGGAGGAGUCCUGGGUCUGAGGAGGAGGCUUCUCAGCCCCGAGCCUGUGAGUCUGGGGGAGAAGGGAAGUGAAAAGGAUGCCAUGUGUCCACUGGACUCCCAGCUACCAGAACAGCUCUCUCCAGGGCUAUGGUGGGGGUGAGGGUGUGGGUGGGGGCAGAAGACAAAUACAGGUUCAGUCUGCUUCUCGGGCAAAGGGGCGACCCUUCACUCCCACUCCAACUCUAGGGCCACCCUAGGGGUCUUCUUGCCUUCCCCCAGAGCAGCUCCUCAAAUUCCUGGCCUCCGGCCAUGGCCACCAUUUCCACAACUCUUCUUAACUUAUUAAAUAUUUGUCGGGCAGCCCGGGUGGCUUAGCGGUUUAGCGCUGCCUUCAGCCCAGGGCCUGAUCCUGGAGACCUCGGAUCGAGUCCCACGUCAGGCUCCCUGCAGGGAGCCUGCUUCUGCCUGUCUCUGCCUCUCUCUUUCUCUGUGUCUCUCAUGAAUAUCUACAUUUUGGAAAACUGUCCCUCGAUGUUGCCACACAACACAAUAAUUGAAAACCACUGCCUGGGACGCCUGGGUGGCUCAGCGGUUAAGCGCCUGCCUUUGACUCCUGGGGUCCCGGGAUGGAGCCUGC